Messenger RNA from Exserohilum turcica Et28A, 1800 nucleotides. RefSeq lists its product as uncharacterized. NCBI's taxonomy places the organism in Eukaryota, Fungi, Ascomycota, Dothideomycetes, Pleosporales, Pleosporaceae. Gene Ontology annotation, molecular function: dipeptidyl-peptidase activity. The coding region runs from base 1 to 1800 and encodes 599 amino acids. The transcript has 3 exons. The record is from RefSeq and is a predicted model, not a curated record.
AUGGCGGAACAGCUAGAAGUCAAAGAUGCGCACAAGAUUGACGAGUCGUCGUUUCCUUACAUCUACGAGGAGAAUGCUGUGGUGCCGCUGAAAACAUCGUCUAAAGGCAUUAUCCGCUGCAAUGUUUACCGUCCGAAAUCCACAAAAGACGGUGCCAAGUUCCCCGUGUUGGUAACUUAUGGCCCAUACGGAAAAGACAUUCACUACAAAGACUUCCAUGCAAAGUCAUACUCAGAAGUCAACCCCGAACACCACUCUGAUCACUCUGCGUGGGAAACACCAGACCCGGGUUUCUGGACGAAACACGACUAUGUCAUUGUGCGCGCUGAUGAGCGUGGGCUCGGUCAGUCUCCAGGCUUCUUGGAUACUAUGUCAAGAGGAACUAGCGAGGCCUUCUUCGAUGUUGUCGAGUGGGCAGCUGAGCAGCCCUGGUCGUCUGGCAAGGUCGGCUUGCUGGGUAUCAGUUACUAUGCUGGAUCACAAUGGCGUGUAGCAGCGCGCAAGCCCAAGGGAUUGGCUGCGAUAAUACCGUGGGAGGGCAUGAGUGACUACUACCGAGACAGGUGCCGUCACGGCGGUAUCCUGAGUAACAAGUUCAUCGACUUUUGGUGGAACCGCCAGGUCAUCACAAAUCAGUACGGUCGUCCAGGCCGCGCAGCACGAAACUGGGGCCCAGACACCGUCGACGGAGAUCUCUCUGAAGAGGUCCGCGAACGCAACCGACAAGACCAGACUAUCGACACAGCAAAGUUCAAGUUCCGUGACGAGAAAUACUACGCUAGCAAAGAGUACCACAUGAGCGACAUUGAAGUACCGCUGCUCUCAGUCGGUAACUGGGGUGGCAUUCUGCUGCAUCUUCGCGGCAACAUCGAAGGCUACGUCAACGCUGGAUCUGAGUUCAAAUACCUACGAAUGAUCACAGGACGACACGACCUGCCCUUUUACUACAAGGAAGAAGUCGAGGUGCAACGAAGCUUCCUCGAUGCGUUCCUCAAGGGCGACGACCGAGUGGGCUGGUCAGUAAAGGGCAAGCUGCCUGCCGUCGACAUGGUUCUGCGCAAGGGCGACGUGGGCUUCGACGACGCGGAGAAGGAAAAGGUGUACGAGCGACGCACUGAGAACGAGUGGCCCAUUGCCCGAACGCGCUACACAAAAUUCUACCUCACGCCCUCCCAGACCCUCACCCAAGUCGAGCCCAUUACGCCUCGGCCGCAGAAGCUCACGUACGAGGCUCUCGGUACGCUGGACAACCCCAAGGCCAUCCAGUUUACCACUGCGCCGUUCGAGGAGGAGACUGAGAUUACCGGACACAUUGUCGCGCACUUGAAUGUGUCGCUUUCGGCGGACGCAGCCCACGACACGCCUUCUGAUAUCGAUCUGUUCCUGACUCUGCGCUACAUCUCGCCCGAGGGCAAGGAAGUCUACUACACGGGUACGGCAGGCGACCCGAUCCCGCUGGCCAAGGGCUGGCUGCGCGUCAGCAUGCGCAAGACGAACCCGGAGCAUCCCAAGCACCGGCCGUAUCUGCCGUGGCGCGACUACUUCAGCACCGACGUGCUGCCCGUGGUGCCCGGCGACGUGUACGCCGUCGACGUCGAGGUGUGGCCUACCAAUGUCAUCGUCGAGAAGGGCGGCAAGAUUGUGUUUGAAGUCAGCAGUGGAGAUACCCAGGGCAGUGGCAUCUUCCAGCAUAACCACCCCGAGGACCGCAGCGUCGAGAAGCUGGCCGGAUGGAAUCACCUGCAUUUUAGUAACACGGCGCUCAACUAUGUCACGCUGCCGAUUGUGCCGCCGAAAUAG